Trichoplax adhaerens is the source of this 1590-nucleotide messenger RNA. RefSeq lists its product as uncharacterized. NCBI's taxonomy places the organism in Eukaryota, Metazoa, Placozoa, Uniplacotomia, Trichoplacea, Trichoplacidae. The transcript has 2 exons. The coding region runs from base 1 to 1590 and encodes 529 amino acids. Gene Ontology annotation, molecular function: protein binding. The record is from RefSeq and is a predicted model, not a curated record.
AUGGGAGGCGAGUAUAGUCAAUAUCUUAAACCAUCUCUUUCUAACAGUCAAACUAAGAUAGCCACCGUCGAUCCUGUUGCUAAUAGUAGCAAAGUUAUUACUAAAGUGGAAUCGUUACGCCUAGCUGGUCGACGCCAAUUUCAACAAGGCUAUUACGAGCAAGCAAGAUCAACUUAUACAGAAGCACUUGAUGUCAUAGUUGGUUCCUAUCAGAUUACCAUUGAAGCAGACGAAGCACAAUGUGAUAUCUAUCUCGAUAUUUCAAUCUCAUAUUGUGAACAACAUAGUCAUGCACAAGCGGCGGAAUUUUGUAAUCAAGCUGAAAAAUUAGCUCGUAAACUAAGUGAUAAAGUGCGAUUAGCAAAAUGUUACGAUUGUCGAGGCAAAAUGAAGAAAAUGACGGCCAUGUAUACUAAAGCAUUGAAAGAUUACAAAAGAUCAUUAGAACUGAAGCUGGAAAUGUUAGGAGAAAAUAAUUUAGAAGUAGCUGAUUGCUAUGAAAACAUUGGUGAAAUUUAUCACUUACAAGAUGAUUUUCAGACUUCUUUAUCGCUUUUUCAAGAAGCUUUAAGUAUACGGUUAGAAGUACUAGGUAACAGCAACUUAUACGUUGCUGCAUCCUAUCAUAACAUAGGCAAUAUUUUCUACUCUCAGCAACGCUAUGACAAUGCACUUGCCAUGUAUCAUAAAUCAUUGAAUAUUAAAGUUGAAAUUUUAGGCACAAGCAAUUUACCUGUUGCUGAUUCCUAUCAUUGUAUUGGAAACGUUUAUUUAAAACAAGAAAAUUUUGACAACGCUUUAACCAUGCAUCAGAAAUCACUUAAUCUCGCCCAGCAAAUCCAAGGCAAGGAUAAUUUAGAAGUAGCACAAGCCUAUUUUGAAACUGGCAAUGUGCUUCAUUGCCAGCGUAAAUAUAAGGAUGCACUGUUAAUGCAUAGGAAGUCAUUAAAGAUCAGAAUCGAUUUAUUGGGCAAGAACAGCUUAGAUGUUGCUCAUUCAUGCCAUGAAAUUGGCAAAAUUUAUUACUCUUUACGAAAUUAUGAAAGUGCAAUAGAGAUGUUUAAUAAAUCAUUAAAUACGCGUAUAAACCUAUUAGGUGAAAAAAAUUUACAAGUUGCUGACAGCUAUCACGAAAUUGGAAAUGUUUACUUGAAACAAAAUAACUGUGACAUUGCUUUAUCAUCUCAUCAAUCGGCUUUAGAUAUUAGAAUAAAAUUAUUGGGCCAACAUGCUCUCGAAGUAGCGAUUUCAUAUCAUUGCAUUGGAUCUAUUUACUAUAUGCAAGGCAGGUUGAAAGAUGCAUUGGAAAUGUGCGAGAAAGCCGCGGAAAUUAAGCGUGAUAUUUUAGGAGACUGUCAUUCGUCACUUUUGGUUACCCGUGAAAACAUUUCCAAAAUCCGUCAUCAAUUAGGAAUCGUCUCUGGCGAAACAAGUAAUCGUCGACAUUCUAGCAUUUUCAAUAAAGCUAAUAUAUUGCCACCUCGAAGCGAUAGCAAAUCAAGCCGCAAACCAAAAUUGUUUCCGUCAGUAUCAUUAAGAUUAUUAAGCAAGGAUAGCGAUCAUCUCUUCAAUAGAUUCAUAUUUCAGUGA